Messenger RNA from Ambispora leptoticha, 453 nucleotides. Lineage: Eukaryota; Fungi; Glomeromycota; Glomeromycetes; Archaeosporales; Ambisporaceae. The record is from the annotation of a GenBank genome assembly.
AUGGUGACAGAGGUGAAGUCACCAAAAUAUCAUGGCAAGACUUUGCCAGAUGAUAUGGUCAAGCUAGAGAAUGAAAUGAAAGACUUGUUAGAUAAGAUAAUUGAUGAUGGUAUAGAUACUAAAGAUGUGGUUGUCUGUGAUCUCCUUGUGCAAGACAACUUAUUUGUAAUGGAUUUAAAGUAUGAUGAUAUUUAUCAGAUGAUCCUUUUGAAUUGUUUUUAUCUUUCUCGAGAUCACAAUGAUUUUGGUGUAUUUUCCAAAGCUGCUGAAGUCUUGAUGCAGGUGAAGAUGAUCAUGAUUCAGACUUCUCAGCUAUGUGUUGAAAGCUUGCAAACUUCAAGCUCUGCUGAGGACAAAGUGAUUCCUGUUUGGCCUGAGGGUUCCAGAAUGCCACCUUGCCAAAAGAUGGCACGGCCUUCAUAUCAUAUCCCCAUCAAAGUCCCACUCAAUUGA